Molecule: messenger RNA, 448 nt
Organism: Haliotis rubra (blacklip abalone)
Lineage: Eukaryota; Metazoa; Mollusca; Gastropoda; Lepetellida; Haliotidae
Exons: 4
Coding region: 86-388 (100 amino acids)
Source: RefSeq, a predicted model, not a curated record
GAACAAUCAUGUGACACAUCCACGUGCUAGAAAUCUGGUAAGAACAUAACUCUCGGACAGUGCGUGUCUCCAGACUAUUGCCACAAUGCGAGCCCUGCUGGUGUGUUCCUGUCUGCUCGUGUCCCUCGUCUGCAUCUCCGCUGACCUGCUGACCACGCUAACGAUGAUCCACAAGUCCCCUGCGUUCCACCAGCUUCCGCCUUCCGAGCAAUUGCUCCUGGUUGAACUUAUGUCCGAAGCUGCAGCUGACCAGCUACAUGCAUACGUCAGCCACAUUGGCAUGGACCGCCUCAUCGCCAUGAUGGCCCAUCUGCCCGAGCAUGAGGCUGGCCUCCUCUUGAAAUACCUGAAUGCGGAGCUUCAGCAGGAGGGUCACCAGGGCAACUAGCUACAGAAAGAGUUGGGUGAACAUUUCUUGCCAUGUCAAUAAAGACAAUCUUGAAACAUA